UAGUCACUUCAACCCUUGGCGAUUUUCCUGUAGGGGAAGGUGGACACCUUGGAGUCAGAACCUCCCCGAGGCAACUAGUUUUUGUGUAGAAACAGGUUGGAGGGUGGGGGAGGUGGGAGAGAGCAAAGCAAAUCUCAAAGAGUUCCUUCAGAAAUUUGAGGAAGAAAGGUGGCAAUACAACGCAGCGGCAAAUGCGGAGAAAAGGAAGACAGAAAACGAACAAGCAUGGUCAACGGAAGGUCACGGAACAGCCCACCAGAACUGCAUCUACAAAGAGGAUGCUUAUGGAUUCUGGAGAAAAUGUAAGUUAAAUCUGUCCAUACUCUGAUCAGAUCCCCAGAGACAUUUUCCUCAUUUCCUGGUUUUGAAUGAUGGGCUCUUGGAAGCAUUGUCUUUUUUGUGUGUCUCUGGUCACUGCCCUGAUUUUCGUGUUCGUUUACAAUAACGAGUUAUGGGAGAAUAAAAAUGUCCUGGGAGCAUCUCUGGCCAAUGCUUCGCUAUUAGCAGAAGCCUGUCAUCAGAUUUUUAAGGGGAAGGUUUUUUACCCAACAGAGAAUGCAUUGAAAACUACCUUCCAUGAACCUACCUGUAAUGAGUACAUGGCUCAAAGUCACUACAUAACAGAAGCACUCUCUGAAGAAGAGGCUGGCUUCCCUUUGGCUUACAUGAUGACCAUCCACAAAGACUUCGGCACUUUUGAGAGACUCUUCAGGGCAGUUUACAUGCCUCAGAACGUCUACUGUGUUCACGUGGAUGAGAAAGCGACAGUCGAAUUUAAAGAUGCUGUGAAGCAAUUACUGAGCUGCUUCCCAAACGCUUUUCUGGCUUCCAAGAUGGAGUCCGUGGUCUAUGGUGGGAUUUCCAGGCUCCAGGCUGACCUGAACUGCAUCAAAGAUCUUGCAGCCUCCGCGGUUCCGUGGAAGUACGCCAUCAACACCUGCGGGCAGGAUUUCCCCCUGAAAACCAACAGGGAGAUAGUUCAGUAUCUGAAGGGAUUUAAAGGGAAAAACAUCACCCCAGGGGUGCUGCCUCCAGCUCAUGCAAUUGGACGGACUAAAUUUGUCCACCGGGAACUAUUAAACAAAAAAGAUUCCUACGUGAUUAAAACCACACAAUUGAAAGCUCCGCCUCCUCACAACAUGACCAUUUACUUUGGCACUGCCUAUGUGGCCCUCACCAGGGAAUUCGCUAACUUUGUCCUCCAAGACCAGCAGGCACUUGACUUUCUGUCCUGGUCCAAGGACACCUACAGUCCUGACGAGCAUUUCUGGGUCACGCUCAAUAGGAUCCCUGGUAUGUAUGUCUCUUAA
Hippopotamus amphibius kiboko is the source of this 1310-nucleotide messenger RNA. Its product is annotated as N-acetyllactosaminide beta-1,6-N-acetylglucosaminyl-transferase-like. The record is from RefSeq and is a predicted model, not a curated record. Gene Ontology annotation, biological process: transforming growth factor beta receptor signaling pathway. The coding region runs from base 369 to 1310 and encodes 313 amino acids. Gene Ontology annotation, molecular function: acetylglucosaminyltransferase activity. Gene Ontology annotation, cellular component: membrane. The transcript has a single exon. Lineage: Eukaryota; Metazoa; Chordata; Mammalia; Artiodactyla; Hippopotamidae.